This is a messenger RNA of Hippocampus zosterae (dwarf seahorse), 2784 nucleotides long. It is a transcript of the gene dlat, whose product is annotated as dihydrolipoamide S-acetyltransferase (E2 component of pyruvate dehydrogenase complex). Gene Ontology annotation, molecular function: dihydrolipoyllysine-residue acetyltransferase activity. Gene Ontology annotation, cellular component: pyruvate dehydrogenase complex. Bases 174 to 2108 code for a protein of 644 amino acids. Lineage: Eukaryota; Metazoa; Chordata; Actinopteri; Syngnathiformes; Syngnathidae. Gene Ontology annotation, biological process: pyruvate decarboxylation to acetyl-CoA. The transcript has 14 exons. The record is from RefSeq and is a predicted model, not a curated record.
UAGCCGGGAUACGGCAGUGCGGAUCGAGAGCCGUAAACGGUUGUGUUUUGGGCAAGAGGAGGUCAUUAGAAAGUGAGGAGUGGCACCGGAAGGGAUUUUAGAGUUUUUUCCUCAUGCACGUGUAAAGUAAUUAUAUUAACCACAGCUCCGUGUAAUUUUUCAACUGCUCCGACAUGCUUCGUCUUAUCCUGCGGCUCAGGCCGUCUUCCCGGCUCCCUCGUCCCCGUGCCCUCCCAGCCGGGCCUGCCGCCUCUACCCUCAGCUCACGUUGCAUAUCUGGAACCGGCUGUGCAAGGCGGAUACACCGUGUAGUCGGCUCGCGAGCUCUAUGCUCCACCGUGAUCUUCAGUCGCGGUGGAGCGCUGCUGCGGUGUCCCCAGCUGACUGCUAGCUCUCGGAGCGAACGUUUCUACAGCCUGCCGCCGCACCAGAAGGUGGAGCUGCCCGCACUCUCGCCCACCAUGCAGACUGGAACCAUCGCGCGCUGGGAAAAGAAGGAGGGAGAUAAAAUCAGCGAGGGAGACCUCAUAGCAGAGGUGGAGACAGACAAGGCUACGGUGGGAUUUGAGAUGUUGGAAGAGUGCUAUCUUGCCAAAAUUCUUGUUCCUGAGGGGACCAGAGAUGUAGACAUCGGAUCAGUAAUUUGCAUCACCGUUGACAGUCCAGACCUCAUCCCAGCAUUUAAGGACGUUACGUUGGACUCGCUUACUACUGGUUCGUCAUCAGCCCCCAGCGCUCCUUCUCCAGCUGCAGCUGCAAGUGCACCACCUGCUGUGCCGGGCAGCUCCUACCCAACACAUUUGAAGAUCACACUUCCCGCCCUCUCGCCCACCAUGACGAUGGGCACGGUGCAGCGCUGGGAAAAGAAAGUGGGCGAGAAGCUAAGCGAGGGAGAUCUGCUGGCUGAGAUCGAGACGGACAAGGCAACCAUCGGUUUUGAGGUGCAGGAGGAGGGCUAUCUGGCCAAAAUCAUGGUGUCCGAGGGGACGCGUGAUGUGCCGUUAGGAACGCCGCUCUGCAUCAUUGUCGAGAAGGAGAGCGACAUUGCUGCCUUCAAGGACUAUGUCGAAACGGGCAUUGCAGAAAUUUCAACACCUCCUCCUGCUCCAGCUCCAGCAGCAGUACCGGUCGCCGCGCCGCCAACGCAGGCCCCCGCAGCCGCCGCUGCAGCAGCAGUGCCCUCUUUGACCCCCGCAGCGCCCAGGAAGGGGCGCGUGUUCGCCAGCCCGCUUGCAAAGAAACUCGCUGCAGAGAAAGGCUUUGACCUGGCGCAGAUCACCGGUUCCGGUCCUGAUGGACGCAUUACCAGGAAAGACGUUGACGGUUUUGUUCCUGCAAAGGCACCAGCUGCUCCAGCUCCGACCGCGGCUGCAGCCGUUCCGGCGCCUGCCGCCGUUCCUGCCGCGCCAGCCGGGACUUUCACAGACAUCCCUAUUAGCAAUAUACGCAAGGUCAUCGCUCAGAGGCUGAUGCAGUCCAAGCAAACCAUCCCUCACUAUUACCUCUCUGUAGAUGUCAACAUGGACCAAGUGCUGGAGCUUAGGAAAGAACUCAAUGAGGAGGUGAGAGCCAGAAGUCUCAAGCUCAGCGUGAACGACUUUCUCAUCAAGGCCAGCGCGCUGGCCUGCCUCAAGGUGCCAGAGUGCAACUCCUCCUGGAUGGAUACGGUCAUCCGCCAGAACCACGUGGUGGACGUGAGCGUGGCAGUGAGCACGGCCAAUGGUCUCAUCACGCCCAUCGUGUUCAACGCGCACACCAAAGGACUCGCCGCCAUCAGCGCCGACGUGUCUGCCCUCGCCGCCAAAGCACGGGAUGGCAAACUGCAGCCGCAUGAGUUCCAGGGAGGCACGUUCACCAUCUCCAAUUUGGGAAUGUUUGGCAUCAAGAACUUCUCAGCCAUCAUCAACCCUCCGCAGUCUUGCAUCCUAGCCGUGGGAGGCUCUGAAAAGCGACUCAUGCCCGCCGACAACGAGAGAGGUUUCGACGUGGCCAGCGUGAUGUCUGUGACGCUGAGCUGCGACCACCGAGUUGUGGACGGCGCGGUGGGUGCCCAGUGGCUGGCCGAGUUCCGCAAGUUCCUGGAGAAGCCCAUCACCAUGCUCUUGUGAGCGGACUGUGGCGAACCGCCGCCGAUUACGCGCCCCCUCCCCCGCCAAAGUGAUCCGAUCACUCUGGAUCCUCCUGCGAUUGGCCGGCAUGUCGGCAGGUCACUUCCUGUUACCCCGAAGAAGGAAGAAGACGGGGGCAGAAUUCACUCCGCUUCCAUCUCUCGUCGCUCUCUUGCUCUCUUUAUUUAUUAAAUGCCCAUGUCAUAAGAGAAAUGUACCGUUAGUUGUAAUUCAUCCUAGCGCACCUGGAGUCUGCCCACGAAAACACUUCCGGUAUCAUGUUGUGCAAAGGGACACGUUACACUAUUAUGUCCAAUCAGAGAUCAUAUUUAGUCCCAAUGAUUUGAUCGUGUGGUGUGAAUGUGAUAAAGGCAAACAGGACGCGUGUCUCCGCCAUGUUUGCAGUCUAAAAGAUUGAGAGAAGUGUUAAGUGCUACAGUAUGUACAUUCUACGGUAAUGUAUAUUAAACUCCUUUAUCUGUACAGCCCCCGACGACUAAUAUAUAUUUUUUCCCCCUUGAAGAAGUACUAAACAGUUCCUCUCCCUCUCGCUUCACUCUCUUUCUGCUCCAUCUUCAUUUUCUAGCGUCACUGUCAAAUCUUCUGUCCUUCACACAGCUGAAACGCACAAAGUUGCCGCCGGAUGUUUGUUUGAAAUAAACGGAGCGAUAUCAAA